AGUAAGAAAAAGAAGAGAGAAAGAAAAAGAAAAAUAUCCCAAAUAUACUUCGCCACUGGAGCGCAGAGCAGAGAGGAGAGGCGGAGGAGCCACGAAAUUCGAGCCAAGCCGGCGACUUUUUGGAGUUCUUCUCGCCCCCACCGGGCGAUCCGGGCUGCUGCUGCUGCUGCUGUUAGCGUGUUUGGUGAGGUGAAACGGUUCUUGGAGCAGGGAAGUUUAUUGAGCAGGUGCUUUUCUGGGAGGUGCAACCAGCUAAAUUCAUAUGCUACCUUCUGGUUGAUGGCCGUCCCUCCUUUUGAAUCAGGAACAGAAAGUGAAGAAACAGAUAAUUUCCCUUUACUUGCAGACCACAUGGAAAAUACUGGACAUCAUGCACAUGCAGUUGAUAUCCCAUGGGAUUCUUCACCAUCAACAUCUCGCCGAGAUAAUCAUAAUGGCUUUGAUCAAUUACCUCGUAUCUUAGAAAGUUCUUCUGGGACACCUCCAUCUAACUCUCACAAUGGUCCUCUAGCAAGAAGAGAUGAUAAUCGUGGUCGUCGUCAGCAAAGUCCCUUGAAUUCUGCUUGCUGGAUCUCUGUUGAGCUAGUUGUAAAUGUAAGCCAGAUUAUAGCAGCUAUUUGUGUUCUGUCGGUAUCAAGGAAUGAACAUCCACACUCUCCGUUAUUUGAGUGGAUCAUUGGUUAUACAGUAGGUUGUAUUGCCACACUUCCUCAUCUUUACUGGCGCUAUCUCCAUCGCAACCUCCCAACCACUGGGCAAGCCCCAACAGUUCAGAAUAUACCCCCAAGCAACACUCCUGAAGCUAAUUCUUAUGGAGUAGUUGGCCCAAAUGGAGUCUCAGUAAACAAUGAGGUGACUGUAAAUCCAAGGCACCAAGCUUUCGCUGAUCACUUCAAAAUGGCUCUGGACUGUUUCUUCGCUGUGUGGUUUGUUGUCGGAAAUGUAUGGGUAUUCGGUGGACAUUCAUCUGCUCAUGACGCACCCAACUUGUACAGGUUGUGUAUAGCCUUCCUCACAUUCAGCUGCAUUGGCUAUGCUAUGCCUUUCAUCCUCUGUGCUUUGAUAUGUUGCUGCCUACCAUGCAUAAUCUCUAUCUUGGGGUUCCGGGAAGAUCUCAACCAAAACAGAGGUGCUAGUGCAGAAGCAAUCAAUGCCUUGGGAACAUGCAAGUUCAAGUCAAAGAAGGUCCGUGAUGGAGAUGGAAACGAAGUCGGUGUUGGGGUUGUGGCUGCUGGAACACCCAAGGAACGAGCUGUUUCUGCCGAGGACGCUGUCUGCUGCAUCUGCUUGGCAAGAUAUGCGGAUAACGAUGAUCUCCGAGAGCUCCCUUGCGCACACUUCUUCCACAAGGAUUGUGUGGACAAAUGGCUCAAGAUUAACGCGCUGUGCCCCCUUUGCAAAGCCGAGAUAGAUGGUGUCCCCACAAACGCUCCAGCCAUUGGCUUUGGGCGUCGCCACAAUGACAACAGGGUAGGAAACGACAUCGAAUCACGACUAUAACUCCUGCUUGCUAUCGGAUCACGCCUUUGAUAACUCUAUCCACGCAGCAAUCUGUAAAUUAUAGAGGUAGACAUCAAGAUGUAAGGGUCCUCUUACGAUCCAACAAAGUUCUUCUCUGAAUGACUACUGCCUCACUGUCAGUAUAUAUUGCUUCCAUUCCAGCCUUAGUUUCUUCCCAAAUUUCUUAUCAAACUGCAUCAGUAUCUGUCAGAUGUUCCAGCAACAGGUACAGUCCCUGAAUUGGUUGCCAUAUGCUGACCAUGAGCCAUGAUAGGGCCAGUAUCAGCACAAAGCUGUCCAGGAAUGGUAACCACUGCAUAUGCUGGUGCAAUGCAGCUUCCAUAUAUGCAUUAGGCUAGGAGAGAUCAGUUUGCCUCCCAGAUUCAGAAACAUUUUAUCCUUUGGGGAAAGGGAGAAAUUGAGUAACUUGAGGUCUUGGAGGUGGUGUUUGUAAAAAAAUAGGUCUCUGAGUGUAUGACAUGUGGAUCCAUCAGUGUCUAUGAAAUAUGGACCCAGAGGUAAAUUUAUGAAA
Oryza brachyantha (malo sina) is the source of this 2032-nucleotide messenger RNA. RefSeq names its product E3 ubiquitin-protein ligase At1g63170-like. NCBI's taxonomy places the organism in Eukaryota, Viridiplantae, Streptophyta, Magnoliopsida, Poales, Poaceae. Gene Ontology annotation, molecular function: zinc ion binding. The transcript is spliced from 6 exons. The coding region runs from base 280 to 1500 and encodes 406 amino acids. The record is from RefSeq and is a predicted model, not a curated record.